Macrosteles quadrilineatus (aster leafhopper) is the source of this 1240-nucleotide messenger RNA. RefSeq names its product protein IMPACT-B-like. Gene Ontology annotation, cellular component: cytoplasm. Gene Ontology annotation, biological process: regulation of translational initiation. The record is from RefSeq and is a predicted model, not a curated record. NCBI's taxonomy places the organism in Eukaryota, Metazoa, Arthropoda, Insecta, Hemiptera, Cicadellidae. The coding region runs from base 262 to 1086 and encodes 274 amino acids. The transcript is spliced from 5 exons. Gene Ontology annotation, molecular function: protein binding.
UCGCUGUCUGCCCUCCUCCUCCUGCCUGUUUUGUUUUUGUUUUACACCUUGUUAUGCAAUGCAAUCUCAUUGCAAUUAAUUUGAUUAAUUAAUUACAUUGUAAAGAUCAUCUUUAUUUUUUUCCAGCAAACAGGCAAUUUACCCAUCCUUCAACUUGUAUUUUGUUAUCAUGCAUUUAUUUCCCUGUAAUAAUGGUUUUAAAUCAGAACUUGGGAUUCAGUUUUGGAUGAUAACCUAUAACUUGCUAUUCUGGAGAUAAAUAUGGAAGAUAGGCCUAAUGAUAACAUUUCAAGACAGGCAGAGGAAAUUGAAGCACUCUGCUCUAUAUACGGAGAUGAGUGGCGCACAGAAGAUGAGUGUAAUCAAGCCUACAGUAUCCGUAUUGUGGAGGACGGACGUGAGGUGAUAUUGUAUAUUACACUGCCUCCAGGAUAUCCAGGAACUUCUCCACCAAUAUAUCAGCUGUCCGCCCCAACUCUGACCCGACAAGAUAAGCAACAACUUUCAAGCAAACUAGAAAAUGUUUACAUAGAAAAUAUCGGUGAAAAUAUUUUAUACCAAUGGGUUGAAGCUGUUAAAGAGUUCCUUCAAGAAAGAGAAAAUGUUAGCAAAACACCUGAGGACGAAACUGAUAUUGAAAUCAAUCUUACAGUAGCCCAAUUGUCUUUAGAAACUUCCCCUGAAACAAAGGAUUUAGCAGUUCCACGCAUCACUCAUGGCACAACUGUUGUUGAUAGAAAGAGCAUAUUUCAGGGUCACGUGGCAGUAAUUAAAUCUGUGGAACAAGUCAAGCUAGUGUUAUCGUCACUCAUGGAGAACAGAAAGAUAGCCAAUGCCACUCACAACAUGUACGCUUACCGAGUGGAGAAGAAUGGUUGUCUGGCUCAGGACUGUGAGGAUGAUGGGGAAACUGCAGCUGGGGGAAGACUGCUUCAUCUACUGCAAAUCAUGAAUGUGAUGAACGUGGUAGUGGUUGUCAGUCGAUGGUAUGGAGGGAUACAUCUAGGACCUGACAGGUUUCGUCACAUCAACAACGCUGCUCGGCUAGUCCUAGAACAGGCUGGGUUCAGUGGCAAGAAGAAGUAAACUCUGUGCCUUGGGUACAUCUCAAAUGACAUUGUUGGGAUUUAAACUUUUACGAAUCAUGUUACAUGAUUACAGAUUUUAUUAUUGAUAUACCUUUAAUAGUUUUUUGUACAGUUUUGUUUUUUUAAUAAAUGUUUAUUAUAUUAUAUUCUUU